UUUUCUUCUUGAAAAAAAGUCCAAAAUAAAAUAUUAGAUCACAGUAAGUAAUAGUCCACGAGUGCAGUACGCACCCGCGUCAUUCCCUUCAGCGCAUUGUAGCAUCUGCAUUCAUCGUCUCGUUCCCAGUUUCUGCAACUCUAAUUUCGUUUCAACAAUUUCGAAAUUCUAGACAGAGGAAGAGAUAGGAUUAUGGGAAGCAACUUUCUAUCACCGCCAGCGAAACGCUCCAUCACCGGAUUACCCGACCCGAAUCCAUUUCCAAACGGAUCUUCCAAGCGCGCUAAACCUUCCAAACCUCCUCAACAACCACUCCCCAUACCUGCCGGACACGUCGCAUUCCGUCUCCUCUGCAAUUCCUCCCGCAUCGGCGGCGUCAUCGGAAAAUCCGGCACCGUAAUCAAGAAUCUCCAGUUGACCACCGGUGCUAAGAUCCGAAUCGAGGAUUCUCCCAAUGAGUCACCUGACCGAGUUAUCAUGGUCAUCGGAGCCAGUAAUAUCGACGGAAAAGUUAUGGUGAGAAGCCACAGCGGUGAUGGUGAGGCAAUUGAGGUGUCGAAAGCGCAGGAAGCGUUGCUUAGAGUGUUUGAUAGGAUUUUGGAAGUUGCGGCGGAGAUGGAAGGGAUUGAGCUUGGAGAUAGGACGGUGUCAUGCCGGCUUGUGGCAGAUUCGGCGCAGGCUGGGUCGGUGAUCGGGAAGGGAGGGAAGGUUGUGGAGAAGAUAAAAAAAGACACCGGAUGUAAAAUUUGGGUUUGUAAGGAUAAUUUGCCAGCUUGCAUUUCAUCUCCUGAUGAAGUGAUUGAGAUAGAAGGCAGUGUGUCAUCCGUAAAAAAGGCACUUGUUGCAGUCUCUCGCAAUCUUCAAGAUCGCCAUCAUGCUGAUAGAACAAAGAUGACGGGACAAAAUUCUCAUGAAGUGAUUCAUCAUGAAGCUUUAGUUGGAGUUCCUCGUGAGACUUUAAUGUCAGUUCCACGCGAGACUUUUAUUGGAGCUCCACGUGAGACUUUAACUGCAGUGCCAUGCGAGACAUUAACGGAUUUGCAUGUGGAUCAUCUUUUACAAAGGCGCUCUGCACUAUCUAUUCUACCUAGUAGCUCUAACAGCUAUGCCACUGGAGUUCAUUCAUUGUCAGCAGAAGUUAAUAGAGUCUCAUCCCUGGAACCAAAAGCGCAUCAGCAAGAAAUCACCUUCAAAAUUAUUUGUUCCAAUGAUAGAAUUGGAGGUGUUAUUGGAAAGGGCGGCAACAUAAUUAGAGCUCUUCAAAGUGAGACAGGGGCCACUGUAAGUGUUGGUCCUUCAGUAGCUGAAUGUGAGGAUCGAUUAAUUACUAUUACCGCCUCCGAGAGUCCCGAGUCAAGAUAUUCACCAGCACAAAAGGCUACUGUGCUUGUUUUCUCCAGGUCUGUUGAGGCUGGUAUUGAGAAAGGGAUAGAUUCUGGAUUAAAUACGGGGUCAUCUGUGACUGCACAACUUGUAGUCUCAUCUAACCAAGUCGGUUGUUUGUUAGGAAAAGGCGGAGUAAUAGUGUCAGAAAUGAGGAAGGCAACAGGGGCUAGCAUAAGAAUAGUUGGAACUGAUAAGGUUUCUAAAUGUGCAUCAGAUAAUGAUCAAGUUGUACAGAUUUCAGGAGAGUUUUCAAACGUGCAAGAUGCAUUAUAUAAUGCAACUGGUAGACUGCGAGAUAAUCUUUUUGGUGGCACACUGAAGAGUGCUGGAACAAGGAGCCUUUCCUCUGUACAAUCUGAUACCAGUCCCUAUGGAAGACUAAGAGAUGUUCCUCUGGGAAGCCAAUCCUCUUUACGAGCUGAUACCAAUGCAUUUGUAAGACUGAGAGAUGUUCCCCUUGUAGGCCAAUCCUCUUUACAAGCUGAUACGAGUCCCUAUGUAAGAUUGAGAGAUGUUUCUCUUGGAGGCCAAUCCUCUUUACAAUCUGAUACCAGUCCCUAUGGGAGACUGAGAGAUAUUCCACUUGGAGGCCAAUCCUCUUUACAAUCUGAUACCAGUCCCUAUGGGAAACUGAGAGAUAUUCCACUUGGAGGCCAAUCAGCUGUGGGAAUUUCUCAUAGUCUGAGUAGGCACACUUUUUCUCAAGGCAUUGACCAUUUUUCUCUUGGUAGAAAUUACGACCGUCCUUCUUCCCCAGGCUUAUGGACACCACCGAGAGUUACUGGGAUGAAUUCAGGAAGCAUUAAUGAAGCUAGUUGGGGAUCAACAUCUCGAAAAGGCGGCCUAGAACUUGUCAGUGGAAGUAAAUCUGCUAUUGUGACUAAUACAACUAUAGAAAUUGUGGUUCCUGAGGAUACUCUAUACCUUGUGUAUGGGGAAAAUGGUAGCAAUCUGGCUCGUCUGAGACAGAUUUCGGGUGCUAAGGUUGUUAUCCAUGAACCUCGUCCUGGAACAAGCGACAGGACUAUCGUCUUAUCUGGUUCACCUGAUGAAACCCAAGCUGCGCAGAGCCUUCUCCAAGCAUUUAUCCUUAAUGGUUCAUCAUGACAUAUCCCCUCACCGAUCUUUAAGUAGAUCAUAUGUAACUUUUUGACUGUAUUAUUUUAUCUUUUCCUUUUUUUGUCCCUGCCCAAAAUCAUGUAAAAUCUAGCCUUCCUGUAAUCUUGGUUUAAUUUAUGCAGCUGAUCUCUACUGAACUCUAGUGUAGACAUCAAUUGCUUGAUUCUUUUGCAUACCUCAAUAACAGAAAGUGUACCAGUAAGAUUUUGUGUGUUUUCUUAGCAUGUCAUGAAUCAGCUACUGGUCCUUCUUUAGUGUGGAUGAUUUAAAAGCAGUCCCCACGAAUAUUCGAUUUUAUUGUCCAUAAUGAGCAAAUGUGGAAUCCCUUGAAAUACUUUCAAUUAUAUGGUAAUCGGGCACAUUAUCUUGCAGCUGAAUGAA
Molecule: messenger RNA, 2886 nt
Organism: Medicago truncatula (barrel medic)
Lineage: Eukaryota; Viridiplantae; Streptophyta; Magnoliopsida; Fabales; Fabaceae
Product: KH domain-containing protein HEN4
Exons: 7
Coding region: 193-2493 (766 amino acids)
Molecular function (GO): RNA binding
Source: RefSeq, a predicted model, not a curated record